Molecule: messenger RNA, 1839 nt
Organism: Trichechus manatus latirostris (Florida manatee)
Lineage: Eukaryota; Metazoa; Chordata; Mammalia; Sirenia; Trichechidae
Gene: TNFSF9
Product: TNF superfamily member 9
Biological process (GO): immune response; positive regulation of cytotoxic T cell differentiation; positive regulation of activated T cell proliferation
Cellular component (GO): plasma membrane
Molecular function (GO): tumor necrosis factor receptor binding
Source: RefSeq, a predicted model, not a curated record
AUGGAUAAGGAGCCCUGGUGGUACAACAGAACCAGGGAUGCGGAGGGGGGCGGAGAGGAGAUAGUGAGGCGGGAGAGAGAGACAGAGAGGCUGAGAGCAGGAGUCCGGGCGGUGGAGAGACCCAGGGAGGAGAAAGUUAGAGAGCGCAGGUUGGAACCAAGUAAGAGUGAGACGGUCCGGAAGGGGAGGGGCUGGAAGGAGCGGCGCCCUCCCCACCCGCCCGCCCCCGGAGCAGGGCAGAAAGGGAGUCAGGCGACGGGGCGGGCCCGCUGGGGACGUCCCCUCCCCGGAAAGUCCUGGGGUACAGGCGUUAUAAAUAGCCGCGCGCGGGGCCCCGGCCUCAGCCGCCAGCCGCUGGCCAUGCGCGACCUCACCGAAGCCACCCCCGAUCUCGAGGCCCAGCUGCCCGCGCCCCGCGUCAGCGCCUGCCGCUGGGUCGACUGGGCGCUGGGCGCCGCACUACUGCUGCUGGCCGCCGCCUGUGCGGCCUGCGUCGCGCGCUCCUGGGCCGUGCCAGCCGCGACCAGCCCUGCGCCCAGCCCGAGCCCCCGCGCCGGCCCGGAAUCCCCGCUCGGCGUCCGCGUCCGCCGCCCCGACGGCCGGCAGGAUGGCUUCGCCCAGCUGGUGGCCAGCAAUGCACUGCUGACCAAUGAGACCCUGAGCUGGCACAGCGACACUGGCCUGGCAGGCGUGUACCUGGCGCCGGGCCUGAGCUACGACGCGCUCAAGCGGGAGCUGGUGGUGGCCGAGGGCGGCAUCUAUUAUGUCUUCCUGCUCCUGGAGCUGCAGCGUGUGGUAGCCGGCGAGGGCUCUGGCUGGGUCUCCAUGGCCCUGCACCUGCAGCCAGACCGGGCAGCCCUGACCCUGACCGUGGCCCUGCCGACAGCAUCCUCAGCUGGAGGCUCCCGGGGGCGCCUGCUGCGCCUGGACGUCGGGCAGCGCCUGGCGGUCCACAUGCGCGCCUCGGCCACAGCGCACGCCACCUGGCAGCUGGCCCCCCGAGCCACGGUCCUGGGCCUCUUCCGCGUGGCCCCCGAAGUCCCCGCCGGACUGGGACAGCCUUCUCCACCGCCCGCAUGACGCCUGGGUGCCACCCACAUGCCCCGAGACUGAAUCCUGCCUUCCUUGGGUCAGGCCCCUGGUUCGGGCCGUCUGCUCUACCUCACGGGGCUGGGCAGGAGUCCCUGCUGCUGAGUUCUCUUCGAAGAAGACGCCCAGGGAAUUACGACUCUGGUCUCUCUGCCCACUGCUGCCCCCAAGUUGAACUCUAUUUAUUCUGGGCCCGGUCUCAGACGGUGCACUUUAUAUUAAUCCAUUCAAUUUCUAUUUAUUGAGCACGUGCUGUGUGCCGGGUAUGGUGUGUGUGCUGGAGAUACAUCAGCAACCAAACAAACCUAUUUAUGUUAUUAUGGAAAAAAUAAAGAUACAGCCCAAGCCCUCCAUGUAAUCCAUGGAGCUAGCUUUUGGGAUAACACGUUAGCGUGUGCCCUGUUGGCCUCAUUCAUUCAUCCAACUAGUAAUUAUUGAGCAUCUCUGACUGGGCCAUUGAAGACAAUGUGAGAUUGCAUGGUACUGGAUAAUACAAUAUUAAUUAACUUAAUGACUACUGUUUAUUGAACAUUUACUAUAUGUCAGACAGUGUUCCAUGUGCUUUAUCUGAGUUAUUUGAGACUUAUAAUUAUAUGAAACUAUGAGGUUUUAUUUUUCCCAUUUUACUACUACCUGUGUUUUUGAGGUUAUUUGUUGGUGUUAGUUGCCAUUGAAUCCAUUCCAGUGUCCUGCGUCACUUCCCACCACCCCCAUCCUGUUCACUAUCUCACUAUACAACAGAAUGAAAGG